Molecule: messenger RNA, 1329 nt
Organism: Drosophila subobscura
Lineage: Eukaryota; Metazoa; Arthropoda; Insecta; Diptera; Drosophilidae
Product: beta-1,4-glucuronyltransferase 1-like
Exons: 4
Coding region: 54-1325 (423 amino acids)
Source: RefSeq, a predicted model, not a curated record
CUUUUGCUACUCUGUAUAAAUAUGAAGUUUUACUCAAAAAGCUCCAAAGGAAAAUGUCUCCCUUUAUUGGAAAAAUCCUCUUGAUACUCACUCUCGUACUCAUUGGCUAUGGCCUCAAGCUGUUGCUUCAAAAUGUUCAAAACAAUUUCGAGCGAGACAAGGCUGAAGCGCGCCAUGAUCCAGGGUAUGUGCGUCAGCAUGGGGAGUACUGGGUAUGGCAUAAUUAUAUAGUGGCGGGCGAGGAUUUAAUUGCGAAUGAAAGUGUGACCCUGGCCACACAUGGCACCUAUGCGGACCUGAAGCUGCUGCCAACUUUGCUGAUCAGAUGGCAGGCGCCCAUUAGCCUCUCGAUCUAUGCCAAUGGUGAGGAUCUGGAUAAGACCAUCAAAGGUUUGGCCUACAUCAAUAGCUGCCUGCAGCUGGGCGUCCUUAUGCGUCGCUUUGUCAGCAUUCAUUUGGUGUGGCAUCAGCAGCACAUGCCACGGAAUAUCCGACGCGGCAGCAUGGGCGUCACAGCCGAUCCCUUGAUGUGUGAUGCGGCCCCAAUUUAUCUAAAUUCGUCACAGGAUCAGACCUACUGGCAUCGCAAGAAUCUGAAUUAUCCCGUGAAUCUGCUGAGGAAUGUGGCACGUUUGAAUGUCUUAACGUAUUAUGUUUUUUCCGUGGAUAUGCAAAUGCUGCCGCCAUAUAAUUUUCCCAAAAAGUUUGUGAAUUUCGUUUUGAAUCAUGAUGUGUGGCGUUAUGCAGAUAUAUCACUGCCCUACACAACUGUCUUUUGUUUGCUGACAUUCCCGCAUGUGCUGGAGGCACCUUUGGCGCAGAAUAAAUUCCAAUUGGUUAUGAUUUUGAGGGAUUUCAAUAUCACGAGUCCUGUGUACGACAAUAUCGAUGUGCAAAUGAAAUGGCUAAGCACUCGGCAUAGCAGAGAUGAUUUAUACAUAUUUAGUCGCUCAAAGAAAAUGGAUACGUGUGUGGCCUAUGUGAGCAUCAAUGAGCUGGAACCGCUCUACGAUGAGAACAAUCAAAUGGAGUCGAUUUAUAAACAUGGUGCUAAUUUAAAGGCCCAAGUGCUAAUGGACUUGAAUUACACUUUCAUUAUCCUGGAUGGUGCCUUUCUCAUACGUCGCACUCUGGACAGCUGGCAGAACAUUAAGCCCGAUGAUCAUGUAACUGUUGGCCAAGACAGAGGCUCACGUUUGUGGCACAUCUGGCAUUUGUUCUACCAUCAAAUGAUAAGCUUAGUGCCCAAGGAUUUUGCACAGAACUGGUAUACGCGUUCGCGUCAUUCGCGUUAUAGUCAGUUAAUCAAACAACGCUACGAUUAACACC